UAAAACAUCGUACUUAUAUAUGAUGUGGACAUAGAUAGAAGAGAAGAGUAACUCCUUGUUUUUCUCUAACAGACCAAAUCCUUUCCGCGCCAUUUUAAGCAAAUAUUCUUCUCCAACAUCUCCAUUGGUAGUAACCUCCGAUCCUCAUGGAAUUCUUUCAUCUCUCUCUCAACAACGAUCUCUCUCUCAAACAAACAAACCAUCUCUUUCUCUUUCCAAAUUCCCAACAAAAACAAAUUUCAGCCCCCAUUUUUCUCUUUUGGGUUCUUCCAACCCUACCGGCCCCAAAACCUUGCAUCCCCAACACAACAAUCUCUCAGCCUCAAUUUCACGUUCACCUUCACUUUAUGGACACACAGACAGGGUUUAAAUUCUCAAGCUCGAAUGAUUAAAUGCGGGAUGGGCAUUGAGAAUUUUUUAAGAGUUUAUUGCAAAAGGUGGGUUGGGUUAAGCUAACUGUAUAUUUUUCAAUCAUGAGUAAUGAGGACCCUGGAAUUUCAGGCUAUCAAUAUAAAGGUACAACAAGUGUUGUGUUUAGUGACAUAACCUCUUCUGAUAAAGACGAUGAAGAUAAUAUAUGUCUACAGACCGGUGAAGAAUUUUCUGCGGAGUUCUUACGUGAUCGGGUUGCUUUAAGGAGACUUCCUGUUAUAACUGACUCAGAGCAGCACCUGCCAAACAGAUUGGACUUCAAUACAAUUAAUAAUAGUAACAAUUACCAACUGGUUCAUGAGAAUCAAAAUCAUGUUCUUGGACUAGGGAGAAUGGGUUCUGAUAGUAAUUUGGAUUUGUCAGAGAUUGCUUUAGCUAGAGGCUAUGUUGCUGAAGUUGAUAACAGAGGUUAUCAUAAUAAUUUGAGCAGAUACCAGUGUGAACACGGUCCUAUAAGACAAGCAUCAAGUGCGUUUUCAAGACAAUUAUCUGGUAGGUUUUCUGAUGGAAGUGAUCAAGGUUCCUCGAUACCAAAUACUCCAACCAUUUAUGCUGUUGAGUCUCCUCGUUCGUGCCAUCCUUAUGGAACAGUAUUCUCAGAAGGUUCCUUUUACAAAAAGAUAAAGUUUCUAUGUAGUUUUGGAGGUCGAAUACUGCCAAGGCCAAAUGACGGGAAGCUGAGAUAUGUCGGUGGGGAGACACGGAUUAUAUCGAUUGGGAAAAACAUGACACACGAGGAACUUACGGGGAAGACUUAUGGUAUUUGCAAUCAAACCCACAUUAUCAAAUACCAACUCCCUGGAGAGGAUCUUGACGCUCUUAUUUCUGUUUGUUCCGAUGAGGAUCUUCAUCAUAUGAUUGAGGAGUAUGAAGAGCUUGAAAGAGCUGGAGGAUCUCAACGACUUAGGAUUUUUCUCGUAACUUCAAAUGAAUCUGAGAGUCCAAGUUCUAAUGAAUUAAGAGUCAAUCAACAAAGUGACGUCGAUUAUCACUAUGUUGUUGCUGUUAAUGGUAUGCUGGAUCCAAGUCCGCGAAAGAAUUCUAGUGGGAUGAGUUUGGCAAGUCACACAAACCAGUUUGCAAAUACCUCUGAUUACAACAGUCCACAUUUCCAUAGGGAAUCAUCCACAUCUUCAUUUGAUUCAGAAGCAAAGGAUUGCAACCCAACCUCUUCAAAGUUGACAAGCAUAAUGUCAAAACGAGGUCCAUAUUUAACAGCAUUAAAUGUACCAGGAAGGUCAUUUAAUCAAAAGCCUCCAUCUCCCAUCCGCGUACUGCCUAAAGAUCUAAAAAUAUCUAAAGUUCAGUUAUUUAAGGAUCAACCAUAUAAUGUUGCUAAUGAAAACAUUAUUCCCUUUGUCGCAGAAAAAGUUCCAGGUGACAACUCUUUGUAUGUAGACAAUACCAAUUUUGUUAAUCCGAUUGCUUAUUAUAACAAACUUCCUCAAGGGUCUCCAUGUGUGAACUGUCAUCCUAGUAAUCAAUAUACAUUGGAGUCUGACCAUGUCAAGAAGUCUAAUGAUGAGUUUCAUUUUCACAAACGAAGCAAUAGUAAUGAAUUUGUCUCUUCUGCAAUUUGUAAUCAAAGAGAUAUGAUAUUCGAGAGACCUUUAGUUAACAACGAAUUAGGUUCAUACCAUUUUAACAAGAUUGUCUCUUAUCAUCCUCACGAGUCAUCGAGUGUAUUUUCGGUGUCUAAUGACAGAGAUGUAUCUCAGUAUAGAAUGUUGCAUGCACUUUCCGACUCAACACUUCUAGAGAAUAGUGAGAACUACAAAGGCCAAUUGCAAUUUCCGCUUAAUGUUGAGAGAGACAAAUUGUCAUCACUAGAAACUUCGAGUUCUUUGGGAGAAUGUUCGGUACAUCUAGGAGAGAUAAAUGAUGGGAAAGAACGUAUGAUUUUACAUCAAAACUUGCCGACUUUUGGAACAAGCACUAGUUUCAAGAGAUUGUCAGAAAUUGGUACAGAGAACUUACACUGCAAAGAUAAAAACAUUGGUUGGCUCAAUGAAAAAGUUGGAGUUAUGCCAAAACACUUACAACACAUAUACUACCAGCAUGGUGCCUCCUCAUCUUCACCAGAUUUACAAAGCAGUGGAUACAAUGCAUCUGCUGCACCUUUUAUCUCUUCACAGUCCAUUGGAAGUAUGACAGAGCAACCCCAUGGUAUACCAUUAGACACAAUUGCUUAUGAGUUUUCUGUGACGAGCCAAAAUUCAUCAACACACCAAUAUGAUGUGUCGGAGACAAAAGAUGGCCAACCACCUCCCCCUGGCUCUUUUGAAUUACGAUCUACUGAGUCCCAAAUUGACACAGAGUCUACACUAGCUAUCUCAUAUCCAGAUAUGGUUUCUUCUUCACUAAGAGAGGUUGUUGUCCAUGACGACAAUCCUGCAUACUACCAGAACCAAAAGGACGAAAACAUAGUCACUGACAAACGAUAUUAUGAAUACAUUGAUGAAUUUUGCAUCAAUAAGCCAAAAUCAGCAGCAGUUGUCAAAGAGACGGUUGAGUAUAUAUCUUUAGGUAUCCAAUCAUGCUUACAAGCCGUGUCAAAUACAGCGGAAGAGGACAAACACACAUCUCUUGAAAAAGCAGGGGUAUUGUGUGUUAUUCCAGAAUUUGAAAGUAAGCCUCCAAAAGCUGAUAGUGGAAACUUCACUAAGCCUAUGGGUGAUUCAAAAACAUCUGAAAUAGAGUCUGAACUUCAUGGUUUACAGAUUAUUGAGAAUGGUGAUAUCGAAGAACUACAUGAGUUAGGAUCUGGAACCUUUGGAACCGUGUAUCAUGGCAAAUGGAGGGGAACAGAUGUUGCAAUUAAGAGAAUAAAAAAUAGUUGUUUUGCUGGUAGAUUUUCCGAGCAAGAGCGGUUGACUAAAGAUUUUUGGAGAGAGGCAAAGAUUCUAUCAACUCUUCACCAUCCAAAUGUGGUGGCAUUUUACGGAGUAGUUCCAGAUGGCCCAGGUGGAACAUUGGCAACUGUAGCAGAAUAUAUGGUACAUGGAUCACUGAGGAAUGUUCUCUUGAAGAAGGAAAGAGUACUUGACCGUCGUAAAAGGAUCAUGAUUGCAAUGGAUGCAGCCUUUGGCAUGGAAUAUUUGCAUUUGAAAAAUAUUGUUCAUUUUGAUUUGAAGUGUGAUAAUUUACUUGUCAACUUGGGCGAUCCAGAACGACCUGUAUGUAAGGUUGGAGAUUUUGGCCUAUCAAGAAUUAAACGCAACACACUUGUUUCGGGUGGUGUCAGAGGGACCCUUCCAUGGAUGGCACCAGAAUUAUUGGAUGGUAAUAGUUCCAGAGUAUCUGAGAAGGUUGAUAUUUUCUCAUUCGGCAUCACAAUGUGGGAAAUCUUGACCGGAGAAGAACCUUAUGCAAAUAUGCAUUGUGGUGCCAUCAUAGGAGGUAUUGUCAGUAAUACGCUUAGGCCAUCUAUUCCAAAACGUUGUGAUUCUGAGUGGAAAAGGUUGAUGGAAGAGUGUUGGAGUCCUGAUCCUGAAAUCAGACCAUGCUUCACAGAAGUCAAAAAUAGACUUCGUAACAUGUCAGCUGCACUGCAGAAAAAGAGGCCGAAUAUUGGAAACCGGUGAAAGCGUAUUUCAUGUAUAUGAAUGCAAAUAUGAAAGAAAUAUUGUAUGAGUUUUUUCAGUUUGGUAGUAUUGUUUGUAUAAAAGCAUAGCAUAGCAUAG
Molecule: messenger RNA, 4115 nt
Organism: Medicago truncatula (barrel medic)
Lineage: Eukaryota; Viridiplantae; Streptophyta; Magnoliopsida; Fabales; Fabaceae
Exons: 10
Coding region: 474-4016 (1180 amino acids)
Biological process (GO): signal transduction; protein phosphorylation
Cellular component (GO): cytoplasm
Molecular function (GO): protein kinase activity; protein binding; ATP binding
Source: RefSeq, a predicted model, not a curated record